AUGUGUAUGAAUGUUCUGUCCCACAAAAUUGAUAGAGCUGUGGAAGAGAGGAAGUUCAAGUUCCACCCAAGAUGUCAAUCACUCUCUCUCACGCAUCUUUCUUUUGCGGAUGAUCUAAUGGUCCUUUUGGAAGGGUUGAAGGAGUCUAUAGAAGGAGCUCUAACUAUGUUUGAUGAGUUUGAGGUGUGGUCGGGACUACAAUUAAGCCUAGAGAAAUCUAUGAUUUAUAUGGCUGGUGUUCCAGAGGCAGAGAAGAGGAGUAUAUUGACAAACUUCUCGUUUGCUGAGGGACGCCUUCAAUUGAUCAAAGUAGUUUUUAUGAGAAUUGUCAACUUCUGGUCAGCUGUUUUUCGUAUCCCAAGCAAAUGCAUAAAGGAGGUGGAACAAAUUUGCUCUGCAUUUCUAUGGACAGGGCCCGAGCUCAAAAUCACAUGUGCUAAAGUAGCGUGGAAAGAUGUGAGUCGUUGUGGGGUAAAUGGAUUAGAUUCAACCUGCUUAAGGGCAAAAGUUUCUGGGAAGAAAGAAUUGGGAAAUGGUAGGCAUACCUCCUUCUGGUAUGAUAGAUGGUCAGACAAAGGUGUGCUCUCUGAUUUGUUGGGAGAGAGAGAGAUUAUUGAUAUAUGUGUUAAAAGGGGAGCUACGAUUGAGGAAGCAGUCUCAAACACUCGGAGAAGAAGAAGAAAUCAAACAGGGAAGCUAAUCUCUGUUAAGGAUGAUGUCAGUUUAUUGAGAAGUAAGUCGGGAUUUAAGCAGAAAUUCUCGCCUCAUGAGACUUGGAUGUUGCUGAGGGAGACUAAGACGCAUUGUUCUUGGGUUCUUGGUAUUUGGUUCUCUCAAGCUACGCCAAAGUUUGGUUUCAUGGCUUGGCUGUCGACGAUGGAUAGAAUGUCCACUUUGGAUAGAGUUGCUAGGUGGAACCAUCGUAUUGACACAACGUGUGUCCUCUGCAAGAAUGCUCCAGAAUCGAGAGACCACUUUUUGUUUGAGUGUUCCUACUCCUCUCAGGUUUGGGAGCAUAUUACCAAAGGAAUAUUGCGAAGCUCCUAUACAAAUGUCUGGUUUGAGACUAUGAUUCUUAUAACUGAUGAGACAAUGGAAAAGAAGAGUAUGUUCUGUGUUAGAUAUGCAUUUCAGGCGGUUUUGUAUGUGUUUUGGAUGGAACGAAACAAGAUUAAACAUGGAGACAAGAUGUUGCCGUUGUCAGCACUGAAGAGAAUGAUUGAUAAGGUGAUUCGAAACAAGAUUAGCCUGAUGAGAGCAAAGGGAGUUAAAGGAAUGGAUGAGCUUAUGCAAUUUCGGUUAUGUACUAGAAUGUGA
Messenger RNA from Brassica rapa (field mustard), 1317 nucleotides. RefSeq lists its product as uncharacterized. NCBI's taxonomy places the organism in Eukaryota, Viridiplantae, Streptophyta, Magnoliopsida, Brassicales, Brassicaceae. The record is from RefSeq and is a predicted model, not a curated record.